Messenger RNA from Neolamprologus brichardi, 6817 nucleotides. RefSeq lists its product as uncharacterized. The record is from RefSeq and is a predicted model, not a curated record. NCBI's taxonomy places the organism in Eukaryota, Metazoa, Chordata, Actinopteri, Cichliformes, Cichlidae. Gene Ontology annotation, cellular component: nucleus. Gene Ontology annotation, biological process: regulation of transcription by RNA polymerase II. Gene Ontology annotation, molecular function: transcription cis-regulatory region binding.
GUGUUCCGUGUCGGUCGGAAAUACGUCACGUUUCUGAAGCUAAAGAUGCUCCAACUCCGCUGUGAGAGUGACUUUAACAUUAAGUUGUACUCUGUGGCAAACUUUGGCCACACCUAGAUCCUGUCCAAAAAAAAAAAAAGAAAGAAAAAAAAGGUUUAUUAUUUUUAUUUUUAUUUUAUUUUUUUUUAUUCUUCCUCUGGUGCGUUUGUUUGUGUGUCGGCGAGUCCCGGCGGCGUAACCGGAGAAGGGCCUCACAGAGAGGGGAAUGCAGGACUGCAAUGGAGCACAAUGCAAUACAGUGGUUGGGUGCUCCCUCCUGCCAGCGAGGCAGUUACGCCUUUUACAAGUCGGUUAGCAGCCGAGCUCAGCCCGACGGGCCCGUCCAGGUGUGGAAACUCGGCGAGUUUUACUUCAUCCGCUGUGGACCGCAGGAUCCUGUGUGCAUCGCCGAGGUGACCUUACUGUGGGAGGACCAGACCCGGCGCCACCUGCUGGCCAGCGCCAGACUCUACUUCCUGCCUGAGGACACGCCGAAGGGCCGGACCAGGGAGCACGGAGAGGAUGAAGUUCUGGCGGUGUCCAGGAAGAUGGUGGUGCGGGUGGAGGACCUGGUGCAAUGGUCGUGUGCGCAGCCGGCAGGUUGGAGCAGCAGCCUGAAGGCGUUGGUGUGCGGGACCAACGGCCUCCACAAACCUCCGCAGAGCGGCGACGGCAGCAACGGCACGACGGACAAAAGCAGCGAGCCGCUCAAAGACAAAACCGAGAACGGCGCGGCGGAGCACCACGCUGUCAAAGUCAUCAGCUACCCCCAGUACUGCCGCUUCCGCUCGCUGCAGCGGCGCAUCCAGGACGGAGCGAGGGGGUCUGCCCUGCAGGACUCCCACCUGCUGGCGCUGGGAGGCAUCAAGGUGACGCCCAACACCCGAGUCAUGUACUGCAGGGACACCUUCAACCACCCGACGCUGGAGAGCAGCUCCGGCUUCUCCUGGCAGUUCAGAUGUCCUUCUCUCAGUCUGCGAGGACGACCUCGUAAGAGGAGAGGCCGCGACAGCAAAGACUCGCCAAACUUCAGCCAGUCUGAGUCGUGGAUCGAGAGGAUGAAGGAGAACGUGAUGGGCAGCGUGGAGGUUGGCUGCGACGGCGGCUGGCUCCCUCACCCCGAGGAGCAGCUGUUCCUCGAUCAGCUGUUCGCCUUCAUGGACCGCCACGGAUCGCCGAUCCACAAAGUGCCGAACCUGGGCUUCAAGAAGAUCGACCUCUUCCUCAUGUACUCUGUGGUCAAACGGCUCGGGGGCUACAAAAAGGUGACGACAGACCGUCUGUGGAAAGUGGUUUACAACGAGCUGGGCGGAUGCCCCGGCAGCACCAGCGCUGCGACCUGCACCAGGAGACACUACGAGAGGCUGAUGCUUCCUUAUGAAGAACACCUCAGAGCGGGCGGAGCAGAGUUUAAAGUCCCAGAAUCCCCGGUGGUGCCGAAGCCCAGAGGCAUCAGAGGCAGGAGACCGCAUCCCAGAGGCAAAAAGCCGGGACCCAGACCCCGGGAGAGGAAGGUGGCCACACCCCCUGCUGCUGCCACCAUACGUGAUGACGUCCCAAACCCGAACGGCACCAUGGUGGCAAAGAGAGGCAGAGGCCGGCCGCCGGGCACGCGAAACAAGGCCACGGUGCUCGCUCAGGCAAAGCUGCUGGCACUGCAGCAGGCGAAGGUCAAAGGCAGCGCGGUGGAGAUGACGCAGCAACAGCUUCCAGCCGUGGGCCGCGGAGGAACUGCUGCCAGCAUGCACAGGCCGGCCAUCCUGCCCAUCACCAUGCCCCUCACCCCGGACCUCGCCCCCCUCGCCGGCCCCUUCAUCUCUUUCCAGCCCAAACCGAAGGAGGUGAAGACGGAGCGAGGGGAGUCUGUGGUUCCCGCCACGGGCGUGCUCCUCUCCGCGCUGCCGCGCCACUUCAUCGGCAGCUCUCUGAGCGGCUUCAGCCCCAUCAAAGGCUUGUGUCCUUCGGACGUGUUCAGGAGCCGGCUGGGCCUGCAGAGGGCCGAGAGCCCCGCCCUGACGCCCCAGGACCCGAGCCAGCACCAUCCCACCAUCUACGCCCCCCAGCCGAAGAGCGGGAGCCCAGACACCCCGCACCCGAGCGGGGAGCAGCCACAGCCCCACCCCCUCCAGCAGCACCACACCCAUUGCUCAGGGUGUAACAUGGACGAGGGGGGGCCGCGAGGAGGCGGGCGAGAGGCUAGAACCCGGCCCCCCAUGCCCCCCCUCCGAGUCCUUCCCGUGAACCUCGACUGCAGCGUUCAGGUGUGUCAGCUGAUGAGGACUCGUUGCUUGGGCCCGUCCCAGCUGCAGAUGUUCACGCGCUGCCUGUCCGAGGCGCUCUCCCAGGACCUGAACGCCAAGCCCGCCCCUCCCCCCGAGCAGGCGCUGCCCCUCAACCUCAGCAAACGGUUCACGCCGAAGAGACCCGCCGCGGAAGGGCCGGAGCCGAGCCGGGCCGUCGUCAACGGGAACGCCGACCAGCUGCCGGCCAAGAGAGCGAGGACCGGCUUCACAGAGCCAGCUGAGGAAACGCGCUCCAGCUCCGCAGGAAGUGCAGCAGGAGGCGCGGCGGCGGUGGGAGGAGGAGGGCAGGUAGAGGUGGAGAUGAAGAACCAGGAUGAACCCGCAGAUCUGAGCUCACCCAGCAGGAUCAGGGCCUUCCUGCUCGGCCUGCCGCCCUUCAAAGUCAAACUGGAGGAGGAUCUGAACGGCGUGCGGUUCGGGAAGUUCGUCCCUAAAGUCGAGAGCGGAGAGGAUCCGCUAAAAGAUGUGAAGAAGGAGGAUGAGGAGGAGGUGGCAGUAGAAAAGAUGGCGAUGGAAGGGAGAGACUGCGGCGACUGCUCCAGCCGCGGCGCCGCCAAUGCUGACACGCAGUGUUUUUAACCCCCGCCGCUUUGAUUUGUUGGAAGAUCACGUCAGCGCCUGAACCCACGGGAGCGCCGAGCUUUCGUUUCUCCAUCUUCACCGUUUUAGUUUUUUUCCACUCACGUCGUCGGACGAACUCUGCGGAGGAACGGCGGCUCAUGACAAUCACGCAUCUCACCGGAGACGAGACUCGGACACGCAGUGCCAUAACCUCCAUAACACUACGAUUAACUCCGCCGCCACAAAGUCAGACUCAGUGUCCAUCUAUGGGUGAUGCUAUGCAUCGGGACUUCAUUAACUAGCAUUAAGAGUGUACUGUAGUUUGUAGCUUUGAAAUCGUUCUCUACGUCUGUAGAGACAGAGUUAUUUUCUGAUAAGGUGUUUAGAUGUUACGUGAGCAAAAGAAAAAAGAAGCAGCUCCUCUCAGUCUUCACGUUAUAGCUCGUUAAGUGAAGCGUUUAUAGUCCUGUUCGUUAGCUCUAAUGAUGUAAACUUUCUCACACACGUGCCUUAAACCGGCGAGCUGCUUCGUCGCCGGCUUCAAACACAUUCUCUUAAAGAGAUACCUUGAUGUUGGACCUGCUUCCCUCAGCUCUCUUGUAGAGCUGCUUCCAGGCCUGAGAAAAAAUGGCGUUUCAAUGUUUCUCAGAGUUCGUCAAGCUCGUAACGACUGCGCGGACCCUCCACCUCAUUGGUUUCCUUAUAAAACCCUCAGCAGCUACGAUGGCGCCCUCAUCACUACCAGCCUUCACGUUAGAGCUCGUACCAAACUCGUAGCCCAAGCAUUCAGACUACCUCAGGUUCUUUUAUAGUUUCUCGCCUGCUUCAUAUGUUCAAGGGGAGCAUCCCAGCAUGCAUUAGGGUAGGAGGCCAGUCCAUAAACGCACAUACAUGGAUGCCAAGCAUGUGGAGUUAAACCGUUAAAACACGCCUUCUCCCCAACUCCUACAAACUGGAUUUGUUAGGAACUACUUUUAGUGGCGGAUUGAUCCGUAUAUAGGGGUGUUUAGGGCAGCGUGAUAUUGACACCUGCACUUUCUGAAACAUUGACUGAGGUGAGAUCAGAAAGUUCCAGCACAGCUGCUCGGGAGACGGGCACCAGCUGACCUCCAGCGUCCAGCGUUGAUUUCUCAAAGUGGACAAAGUCAGGCGGAGGGAUCUGAGGGGUUCAGGAGGUGAGCAAAGAUUAUGAAUCACCUGGUGCAGGUGAGGGAUAAAUUCACGGUUUGCAACUUGAUGAAUGUGGAGAACCUGACGGACUUCACCUGCUGAGCCUCUCAGGAAGUCUGGAGUCUUCGUCUGGUUCGUAGAGCGAACGCUCGCCAUCCGUGAUGGUCCGAGUGCGACUCCGUAGCUCCAAGCUCUUUAAUGUGAAACCAGGUUUCUGGUCCUUUGACGGGCCAGUAUCUGGGACUUUCUGAUCACCUCGAGCGCUCGAGUCGUCUCCACCCCGACCUCGUUACAUCUCGUUGUGAGAGCGGCUCUCUCCUUUGCACCGCUCUCCGAUACGACAGUCGUGGACUUUAAGCGUCGGACCUGUUAGUUCGGUUUCUGUUCGAUUCAGUCGUGUUUAGGAAAAAGCUCCACCAAAGACUGCGAAACGGAUCCUUCAUCACUUCAUCAUCAUCAUCCUGUCAUUUAAAGCGCUACAUAAAACCCAAGCAUCAAGGUAUCCCUUUAAGUCGCCUUUUCUUGUUUGUUUUCUGCCACAGACGUUGGUUCAGAUUUGCACACCUACUGUACACACUCGCUUUUCCUCGUUUCCUUCCUUCCCGAGUAGUCGAAUCAACUACGACACCGAAAUUAAGUGGUGCUGUUUGCUUAGUUUUGUUGCCAUAUUAUUGUUGUUGUUAUUGUUGUUGUUGUUCAUUUCAUCGCCAUCACGCGUCGAGAGGAAAAGUUCCUCGUAGCCGACCUAAUUUUCCUGAGAAUUUUAAGAAAGUCUAUUUUAAUUAAAAGAAACCGUCGGCUUGUUUAUGAAAAUAUGUGCAGGAUCUUUUUCCUCCUGAUUUAUUCGACUGUUGGCUUCACGUGAGGCAAAUGAGUACGCGAGUAGAGAUGUACACACUCAGUCGGUCGUAGCUGGGCAGACGCACCAAAGUACUCGACCGGGACUUUUCCGUAACCUCUGUCGGAGUUUUAGGACUUCAGGAUUUUCUUCUUCACUCGUGGGGAAAAUGAGCAGUAACCAGGAGACGAUGGUGAAUAACACAAAGUCAUAUUCCCCUUCAUGCAGUAACAACAGUGAGAACAGGGUAACUACUGUACAUAAUGGCUCUGCUACUUCCUGUCACCUUUAUUUAUUGCAGGUGAGGCGCUUCAGAGGGAACGAGUUCAUACAACCUCCAAACGUUUCCAAAAGACGCACGUUCUCUCGGUUUUAUCGUCGUGCAGACGCGGCGAGUCUUUUCAGGCUUUACACUCAAUUUUACAGAAGAAACGUGACAGAAGUGGUCGUGUGAAAGUUUCCACCUGCACCUUUAGCUUUUGGCGAGCUGUACCGCUUACUUUAACGCACAACGACGACGUUAUCAAAGGGGGACCGAUUCUGCUCAUUUCCUUUAUUUUUAUUCUUCAACUCUACCAGAGCAGCUUUGCAUGACUCAUAGCUCAAAAUAAUCCUUCUUUUUAUUAAACUGGGCUUUAACUUUAUCGUAUGUCUAAAACAAGCUGUUUUAGCUCCAGUGUCUUUAAGGAAACCCUCCUGAAAAGCUCCUCCUGAGGGGCAGCAGCCAGUAAAGCCUACAGUAGAGGGGCGUGUGUGCAGAUGACCCCUUAAAAGCACCCCAGGAGUAACCGAUGAAGACGAGGUCACAUUUCAAAAUGACUGGGUUUGCAUCAAAUGUUAGCGAGGGUGGUCUUUGCAUGUUCAGAUAUUCUUGGAAGAACCCGGAAGUCUUUAUCGAUUAAUACUGAGGUGCUAGAACUUGUCACUAAGGGUACAUUCGCUGCCAAAAAGCAGGUGUUUGAAGCGCAGUUAACUUCACAAAACGUUCUUCUUCUUCACAAAAUCGCUUUACUCGCCAUUAUGUCAUCCUGACCUUUGAAUCGACUCGUCUUCCUCUGUCGUAGGACCUCGUUCACUUUGAUUCACCUCAGCUUCUCGCUGGGCGCCUCCCAGUCAAACCAUAACUCCACUGGACCAGUUUUCUCUUUAAUCUCUUAAAUCUGUUUUUAUUUUUAGCUGCAUUUAUUGUUGACGAGUCAAAGUCGGGUGAAGGGAGGUCUUCUAGUUUAGAGCUGGAGAAUCAGGUGAACCCAGUGUGCGACCAGGUUUUCUCCUGGUUAUUUAAACUGAGUUUGUUAAAGUUUCUUUAGGUAUAAUUUCAGUUUUUUUCUUUUCCCAUUUGAUCUUAAAUUUUCCAAUGUUUACAUUUUGUUAUGCAUGUUCAGCAGAUCUUAUAUCCAGUGUUUUGCACACUACUCCAGCAUCAAGACUCAAGCGGCACUGCUCAUUUCUGUAAAGUUCUUCAAAUUUAAGUGCCUGAUACUUUGGAUUGGAGUUGAUACUUGCAGGCGAAUGAGCUCAUUGGCCUUCACAACGUUGACUUGAACAACGGCUCCUGCAGUCGGAUGGCGUUUCUUUGACCUGUUGGGUGAAAUGAGUUGGAGGCAGGACGCUCGCUCAGCUCCGUCUGUCGGAGCAAACUGGACCUAACGAGGACGCCGAGUAGCCGGACGGACAUUCAUGAAGAAAAAUGAUCAAAUCUUUUUUAAAAGGUGCUGCACGCCACAUUUUAACAUCUGAAGUUGCUGCAUCGAUGUGACUGUUAGAAAGAGAGAAAGCUUUCCUCUGGCUUCUAUAUCAGUGUCAAAAAAUUAGCUACAUGUCAGAUGCUCCUAAACUAUUUUAAUCAAUUCUGUAUUUUUGAAUAAAUAUUGAAUGUUUGGCCGAAUAAAGUGUUUCAAAAAAA